Molecule: messenger RNA, 4076 nt
Organism: Arabidopsis arenosa
Lineage: Eukaryota; Viridiplantae; Streptophyta; Magnoliopsida; Brassicales; Brassicaceae
Source: the annotation of a GenBank genome assembly
CCGAAUGUCAUUUUUCUGAGGGAGAGAAAUAAGAGAGCAAAAUGAGCAUAAAUAGGAACUUGUUGAAUAUCAUAGCAGUCCUUUGUGUAUGUCUCAAUUUGGGUUGUAACGAGGGAGCUCAAGAAAGAGAGAUUGAUUCUCAUACUAUCCAAGUCAGCUCUCUCUUCCCUUCAUCAUCAUCAUCUUGUGUUCUUUCUCCCAGAGCGUCUACCACAAAGUCCUCACUGCACGUGACGCAUAGACACGGCACGUGCUCGCGUCUAAGUAAUGGCAAAGCCACGAGUCCAGACCAUGUCGAGAUCCUAAGACUCGACCAGGCUCGCGUAAACUCCAUCCACUCAAAACUGUCAAAGAAACUCACAACAAAUCACGUCAGUCAAAGCCAGUCAACGGAUCUACCGGCUAAAGAUGGAAGUACACUCGGUUCAGGAAACUACAUCGUGACGGUCGGACUCGGGACACCAAAGAACGAUCUAUCACUAAUCUUCGACACCGGAAGCGAUUUAACGUGGACUCAAUGCCAGCCAUGUGUUCGAACUUGCUAUGACCAAAAGGAACCAAUCUUUAACCCUUCUAAGUCUACUUCUUACUACAACGUCUCCUGCUCAUCAGCAGCGUGUGGUUCCCUCUCUUCAGCUACAGGAAACGCCGGAAGUUGUUCAGCUUCGAAUUGCAUCUACGGUAUUCAAUACGGCGAUCAAUCAUUCUCCGUCGGAUUUCUCGCCAAGGAUAAAUUUACACUAACGAGCUCAGACGUAUUCGACGGUGUUUAUUUCGGUUGCGGUGAGAACAACCAAGGACUUUUUACCGGUGUCGCCGGACUUCUAGGUCUUGGCCGUGACAAGCUUUCAUUUCCGUCGCAGACGGCAACGGCUUACAAUAAGAUCUUCUCUUACUGCCUCCCUUCCUCCGCUAGCUACACCGGACAUCUCACCUUCGGAUCCGCCGGAAUCUCCAGAUCAGUAAAAUUCACGCCGAUUUCAACCAUCACUGAUGGAACCUCCUUCUACGGCCUUAAUAUCGUCGCAAUCACCGUCGGCGGUCAGAAACUGCCGAUUCCUUCAACCGUCUUCUCUACUCCGGGAGCUUUAAUCGAUUCAGGAACCGUGAUCACUCGUCUCCCGCCGAAAGCUUACGCGGCGUUGCGAAGCUCGUUCAAGGCGAAGAUGUCAAAGUAUCCGACCACGUCAGGCGUCUCGAUCUUGGACACGUGUUUCGAUCUCAGCGGAUUUAAGACGGUGACGAUCCCGAAAGUGGCGUUCUCUUUCAGCGGUGGCGCCGUCGUGGAGCUUGGUUCGAAAGGGAUCUUUUACGCGUUUAAGAUAUCGCAGGUUUGUUUAGCGUUUGCAGGGAAUAGCGAUGACAGUAACGCUGCCAUCUUUGGAAACGUUCAACAGCAAACGCUAGAAGUUGUGUACGAUGGUGCGGGUGGGCGGGUCGGGUUUGCUCCAAAUGGGUGUACAUCGAAUACCAAGUCGUCGUUGCAGUUGGUGCAUAGGCACGGCCCAUGCUCGCAUCUCAUCAGUGGCAAAGCCACGACGAGUCUUGACCAUGAUGACAUCCUCAGACGUGAUAAAGCUCGCGUGGACUCCAUCCACUCGAAGCUUUCGAAGAGCCUAUUAACCCCCAACCAGUUGACUGAUCUACCGGCUGAGCGAUGGGGCUCGAACACGCUCGGCUCGGGGACCUACAUCGUUAAGAUCGGAAUUGGAACACCAAAACACGAUAUGUCACUUUUGUUCGACACCGGCAGUGAUUUGACAUGGGUCCAGUGCAAGCCAUGCACUGUAAAUUGCUACACUCAGAAGGAACCAAUCUUUAACCCUUCUUUGUCUUCUUCCUACCACAAUGUCUCGUGUUCAUCACCGGUGUGUGAUUCUCUCGGAGGUCUCCAAGGAAGUUGUUCAGAUUCCACUUGCGGCUACAGUGUCGGCUACGGCGAUACUUCGACUUCCCAAGGAUUUAUCGCCAAGGAGAAAUUUACCCUCACGAGCUCCGAUGUCUUCGACGGCGUUAAUUUUGGAUGCGGUGAGAACAAUACGGGAGAUUACUACGAAGGUGUCGCCGGACUUCUCGGGCUUGGACCCGGUCAACUCUCCUUUCCGUCGCAGACGGCGAAGACUUACAAUAAAAUCUUCUCCUACUGCCUCCCUUCUUCCGUUAGCAACACCAGUGGUCAUCUCACCUUCGGAUCAGCCGGAAUCUCUAAAUCCGUCAAAUUCACGCCGGUUUCUUCCUCCCCAAGCAAAGACUUCUAUUACCUUAAUAUCGUAGGAAUCACCGUCUGCGAUAAACAACUGGAGAUUCCUUCAAUCGAAUCUUUAACGCCACGUGCUAUAAUCGACUCCGGCACGGUGAUUACUCGUCUUCCUCCAAAGGCAUAUGCGGCAUUGAAGAGCGCGUUUAAGGAGAAGAUGUCCAAGUAUACGAUUACGUCGUCGGGAGAUUCGGAAUUGGACACGUGUUAUGAUUUUACAGGCUUGAAGGAGGUGACAAUCCCGAAGAUUGCGUUCUCCUUCAGCGGCGGUACCGUCGUGGAACUUGAUCCAAAAGGGAUAUUGUAUUCGUCGUCCGAGAGAUCAAAGGUUUGUUUGGCGUUUGCAGAGUAUCCCGACGACAAUGUCGCCAUCUUUGGAAGCGUUCAGCAGCAGACGAUACAAGUUGUGUACGACGGAGUGGAUGGACGGGUGGGGUUUGCUCCGAAUGGUUGAGCUGAGAAAAGAGAGAGUGGAAAGGUACUUGAUUCUUACACCAUUCAAGUCAGCUCUCUUUUUCCUUCAUCAUCAUCUUGUGUCCCUUCUUCAAAAGCUUCUAAUACCAAGUCGUCGCUGCGUGUGGUGCACAUGCAUGGCGCGUGCUCCCAUCUUAGCAGCAACAAAGAUGCGAGACUCGACCAUGACGAAAUCCUCAGACGUGAUCAAGCACGCGUGGAGUCCAUCCACUCGAAGUUGUCAAAGAAUAUCGCAGAUGAAGUCAGCAAAACCAAAUCAACGGAGCUACCGGCCAAAAAUGGAAUCAUAAUCGGUUCAGCAAACUACAUCGUAACAAUCGGAAUCGGUACACCGAAGCACGAUAUAUCGCUAGUCUUCGACACCGGAAGCGAUUUGACAUGGACUCAAUGCGAGCCAUGUCUUGGAAGUUGCUAUUCACAAAACGAACCAAAAUUCAACCCUUCUUCAUCUUCUUCUUACCACAACGUCUCGUGCUCAUCUCCAAUGUGUGAAAACACCGCAAGUUGUUCGGCUUCCAAUUGUCUAUACAGACUCCGUUAUGGAGAUGGAUCGAUUACCGUCGGAUUCCUAGCCAAGGAGACAUUCACCUUAACGAACUCUGACGUCUUGGACAAUGUUUACUUUGGUUGCGGUGAAAACAACAAAGGACUUUUCAACGGUACUGCUGGGCUUCUCGGUCUUAGUCCUGGCAAAUUCUCAUUUCCGUCACAAACAACGACGACCUACAACAAUAUCUUCUCCUACUGCCUCCCUUCUUCUGCAAGUAACACCGGCCAUCUUACCUUUGGAUCCGCCGGAAUCUCUCAAUCCGUUAAAUUCACCCCGAUUACUUCCUCCCCAAGCUCAUCCCAUUAUGGCAUCAAUAUCAUAGGUAUCAACGUCGGCGAUAAGAAGCUAGAGAUUACUCCAACAGUAUUCUCAACGCGCGGUGCUAUUAUCGACUCUGGCACUGUGAUUACUCGCCUCCCUACCAAGGUCUACGCGGAACUGCGGAGCGUGUUUAAAGAAAAGAUGUCGAGCUACAAGGCUACGUCGGGACGCUCGAUUUUUGACACAUGCUACGAUUUCACUGGAUUGGAAACGGUGACGCUCCCGAAGAUUUCAUUCUCCUUUGGCGGUGGCACGGUCGUAGAACUUGAUGGAAUAGGGAUUUUGUAUCCGUUCACGAUAUCACAGGUUUGUUUUGCGUUUGCAGGAAAUGAUAACAUUCCAGCCAUUUUCGGAAACGUUCAGCAAAAAACGCUAGAAAUUGUGCACGACGUGGCUGGUAGACGAGUUGGGUUUGCUCCGAAUGGUUGUAGCUAAUUAAGUAAGGGUUUUGGCUCAUAAAUUAGCUUUAUCCUU